Molecule: messenger RNA, 3164 nt
Organism: Apus apus (common swift)
Lineage: Eukaryota; Metazoa; Chordata; Aves; Apodiformes; Apodidae
Gene: ADHFE1
Product: alcohol dehydrogenase iron containing 1
Exons: 14
Coding region: 180-1583 (467 amino acids)
Cellular component (GO): mitochondrion
Molecular function (GO): metal ion binding; alcohol dehydrogenase (NAD+) activity
Source: RefSeq, a predicted model, not a curated record
CCGGGGCUGCGGGGCUGCGGGGCAGUGGCCGGCCGGCAGCAGCUGGGUGGGAGCGGGUCCUGCUCGGCUCACUCGCUGGGCCCGGUCCGCGGCGUGGCGGCAGCGGGGACGGCGGGCAGGCUGCGGGCGGCCGCCGGAGCGCGCAGGCGGCGCUGGGCCAGCUCGGGCCCGGCCUGGCCAUGGCGGCGGGGCGGGAGUGGGAGCGGGCCGCCCGCCUCCUGCGGCAGCUGCAGCGGGCUGCAUGUCGGUGCCCAAGCCAUUGCCAGACUUACUCCCAAGUCUCUGAACAGCCUACCCUGGGAAAUACAGACUAUGCAUUUGAGAUGGCCAUUUCAAACAUCCGAUAUGGAGAAGGAGUUACCAAAGAGAUUGGCAUGGACCUGCAGAAUCUUGGUGCUAGAAGAGUUUGUUUGAUGACAGAUAAAAACCUCUCCCAACUCCCUCCUGUAAAGGCAGUAUUGAAUUCCUUGGCAAAAUAUGGUAUAAACUUUCAGAUGUAUGAUAAUGUCCGGGUGGAACCAACAGACCAAAGUUUCCUGGACGCCGUUCAAUUUGCUAAAAAGGGACAGUUUGAUGCCUAUGUUGCUGUUGGAGGUGGGUCUGUCAUAGACACCUGUAAAGCUGCCAAUCUGUAUGCAUCUAGCCCUACAUCAGCCUUCUUGGAUUAUGUCAAUGCUCCUAUUGGGAAAGGGAAGCCUGUCACUGUGCCUCUCAAGCCACUUAUUGCAGUUCCUACGACAGCUGGAACUGGAAGUGAAACCACAGGUGUUGCCAUUUUUGACUUCAAAGAACUUAAAGUAAAAACUGGUAUUGCUUCAAGAGCCAUUAAGCCAACAUUAGGCAUCAUUGAUCCCUUACACACACUGUCUAUGCCUGAGCGAAUAGUGGCCAACAGUGGCUUUGAUGUGCUUUGCCAUGCUCUAGAGUCAUACACUGCUCUUCCUUACAACCUGCGCAGCCCCUGCCCUUCAAAUCCCAUCAACCGCCCAGCUUACCAAGGCAGCAACCCCAUCAGUGAUGUCUGGGCUCUCCAUGCUCUGCGCAUUGUGGCUAAAUACUUGAAAAGAGCCAUCAGAAAUCCUGAAGACCGUGAAGCAAGAGCCAACAUGCACCUCGCAAGUGCUUUUGCUGGCAUUGGCUUUGGCAACGCUGGUGUUCAUCUCUGCCAUGGAAUGUCUUACCCUAUUUCUGGUUUGGUGAAAACUUAUAAACCGAAGGAUUAUAAUGUGGAUCACUCUCUAGUGCCACAUGGCCUUUCAGUGGUGCUGACAUCCCCAGCAGUGUUUGCUUUCACAGCGCAGAUAAAUCCUGAGCGGCACUUGGAAGCUGCAGAGAUACUAGGAGCUGACAUCCGCACUGCCAGAAUCAAAGAUGCGGGGUUGAUUUUGGCAGACACGCUCCGGAAAUUCCUAUUUGAUCUGAAUGUUGAUGAUGGCUUAGCUGCAAUUGGUUAUUCUAAAGCAGACAUCCCUGCAUUAGUCAAAGGCACUCUGCCUCAGGAGAGAGUGACUAAACUAUCACCACGUCCCCAGACAGAAGAAGACUUAUCUGCCCUCUUUGAGGCUUCCAUGAAGCUUUAUUAGCUUAAACAUUUGUUUUUCCAAGAAGGUGUGCUCUGUUCUAACACAAAGCUAAUUUCUUAUAGAUACAGGGCUGAAUUUGCUUAGAGAAUGGAAGAACUUGUGUCUUUGACUUCUGUUCCAUUGUACACUGCCAAAAGGUCGAGUAAUUCAUCUUUAACUAAAUAACUGCUCUGAAGUGAAGGCUUGGCUGUGGGGUUUUUUUCCUUGCUCAGUAGUAUUAACUUGCAUAAAAGUUGGAGCAGGCUUCUUGCUUUAUUGAAGGCUUUUUUUGUUCUUCAGAGGUGGUCAAAAGUGGAAAAAUGUUUAAGGGAUAUUCCAAGAUAUUUGACAAGUUAUGUUUUUUAUUAAAAUUGUCUGUGAUUUUGUUUUUAAAAAAUCAUGCUAUUUAAGAAAUAGUUGAGGGAGUUUUUAAUUAGGGGAGUUACCUUGCAGAAAAUGUCAGCUUGCUGUAUUCUGGUCCAAUUGAUCAUCUUUUUAUAUCUGUCUUCACUAGGAAGGCUGUUGAACUGGGUUAUUUUUUGUUGCUUGGUUAAGAAAAAACCUGCACACUUCAUACAUGUUUGGAAAAGGCUCUCUGAAAGUUUGCUUUGGGUUAAAAUUUUUACAAAAUCAGAGUAAAGCAUGGUCAUAUUCUCAAAAGGACCCCCCUAACAGCAGGAUGUCAUCCAUCAUGGUCAUUUUGUCUCUGUGGAAGCAACAUCUCCCUUUGCCUCUGUGUUCUGUGGAAAGCAGCUAUCAACUGUAUCCUGCUUCUCUGUGAAGCAGUUGCUUCUGCUGAGCUCCUGCAGCUGCUGUCACUAGGAGCACAGGUACCAGCUGAAGGAAGUGGUGGUUCAAUAUUUAAAAGUGGUGGUGAAGCAAAUGGUUGCACAGUGUCCCACGGGGAGCACUGGUUAAACGUGGGAAUGAGCAUGCACAUUCAGAGCAGCUAACCAGCUGGUUGACUGUCAACUGAGAAAGGGAAGUGGGAAAGGGAGAAAUGAAACUAAAAUUUUACUACUAUUUUUCUUUUUUUAAAAGUGCACGUGGUUGUGUGUACAGUUCAUUUAAAUGGGGCUCUGUGUCAUGUUGGACCUUUCCAUCGUCUGAUUCAUGCAGCUACCGCAGCACAAGACAAAUACAAGAAGAACCCUAUAACCUCUGUAACCUAAACCUCUGUUGUACUUAGUUCUUUAUUGGAAGGGAGCACUCUUCUGCCACCCUGUUCAACAAGAAGGCUGUAUACUUAACACCUUUGCAUUCCUGUGUUUGUCUGAUAAAGCUAGUGCUGUCCUCAGUCUGACAGAUGUGCACUGGAUAUUGACAUUAGAUAUGUUUUAAUGCUCAGUUGAAAUAGAUGGAUGAAUACUGGUUGAACACGGGAGAUUUUUAACCACAGAAUGGGUUUAGUGGCCAUAGGGACUAUACUGCCAGUGUGCCUCGGCCUGUGCUGGGACACAUAUUUGAUUUCUAUGUCCUGAAUCUUGUCCUCUCCUGAAACCACCCACAAGAACCUCUGUCACAAAGUCUGAUGUUGUAAUAAGUCAAAGGAUUCACUUUAUUGUGCAAAGCUGCCAUAGUAAAGAAAGCUUGUUUGUCAAA